UAUAUUAGGGGGAAGAUAAACCUAUUUUAUAGAGUUGGAUUGUGGUAUAGUUUUUACUCAAAUUAAGAUAUUUCUCGUUUCAUAGCAGUUUGAAUUUAAUGACACUACCAUAUAUUACCGAAAAAUUGCAUUGUCUUUGCUAUCUAUAGAAUUAAUUCCUAACAGCGAUAAUUCGUACUCCAUAUAUUUAGGAAAGUUGAAGUACUUUCCGUUUAAUAUUCAUUGCUUGUGUGACGGACGAAUGGUGUUUGAGGUGUUCGAUGUGCCAGAUGACUAUUCGUAUUGUAUAGUUGGCGUGUGAGGCGAGUUGUAGGGCUGAGUACAAUUGUAAAGGAAACAACGGUUUGAGAAUAGGACGAUGGCUGCGGCCCCCCAUAAAUUAAGCUGUAUUCUGUUUGGACAUAGUUCGGACGUUAGGUCGGUAGCUGUAACCCGCGAGGGUUAUAUUGUUACUGGAUCUAGAGAUAAAAGUGCGAAGAUUUGGAAGCCUAAUGGAAUGAAUAAUGAAUACUGUGAGGCACAAACUCUGAUGGGACACUCAAAUUUUGUUGUAUGUGUGUGUGUGCUACCCCCUCAUGACGGUCAGCCGUUGGGUCUUAUACUGACGGGAAGCAACGAUCGUUGUAUUUGUGCCUUUGCUCCAGAUUCUUCAAAACCAUUGUAUGUGUUGAAGGGGCAUACUAAUGCUGUCUGCAGUCUCUCUGCUGGUUUAAAUGACAGAACAGUCAUGAGUGCAUCAUGGGAUGCAACAGCUUGCAUGUGGAAGUUAGAUGGCAGUACUGAGCCUUCACUUACAUUGUCUGGACACCAGGGAGCAGUUUGGUCUGCCAUUCAGCUGCCAUCAGGAGACAUAGUAACAGGUUCAGCAGAUAAAACCAUUAGAGUAUGGGAUAAAGAAGGGCAGUUCCAACGUACAUUGACGGGACACACUGACUGUGUGCGUGGAUUAGCGGCAACUUCAAGCAAUGAGUUCCUGUCGUGUGCCAAUGAUGCUACUGUAUGCCACUGGAAUGCCACAGUUGGAACAUGCCUUUCAGUUUUCUAUGGUCAUUCAAACUAUAUCUAUAGCAUAAGUGUUUUCCCGGGAGCAGGGGUUGACAGUUUUGUGACAUCAUCCGAAGACCGCACAGUUAAAAUAUGGCAGAAUGGUGAAUGUCGGCAAACUGUAACUCUACCAGCUCAGAGUGUCUGGUCAGUUGCGUGUUUGCAAAAUGGCGAUUUUGUUACUGGGAGCAGUGAUGGGAUUGCUCGAGUCUUCAGCGCAGAUCCAAGUCGCCAAGCAGAACCGAUUCUGCAGGAGCAGUUUGCUUCAGAAGUGGCACACACAAGCAUGGCAGCAAAACAGGAGCUUGGAGGAGUCAAGAUUAGUGAGUUGCCGGGAAUGGGGGCAUUGUGUGAGCCUGGUUACAGUGAUGGCCAAAGGAAGCUUGUGCGUGAUGGCACAGAUGUAUUUUGCUACAGUUGGUCUGCAGCAGACAAAGAGUGGGUUAAGAUUGGAGAUGUGGUGGGAGCCAGUGGAGGAACACAAGCAACAUCGGGAAAACAGCUCUAUAAUGGAAAGGAGUAUGACUACGUCUUUAGUGUAGACAUUGAGGAUGGGAAGCCGCCACUGAAACUUCCAUAUAAUUGUGAUGAAGAUCCAUGGUUUGCUGCACAAACGUUCAUACAUGAUAACAAUUUGAGUCAGCUGUUCUUAGACCAAGUAGCAAAUUUUAUUGUGAAUAAUAGCAAACAGAAUGUUCCUCUUGGUACUAAAGAUUCAUCGCCUGAAUUCUGCGACCCAUUCACAGGUGGUAAUCGGUACAUUCCUCCAGGUAGUUCUGGUAGACCUGACCUUGCUAAUGUGGCAGAUCCAUUUACUGGUGCAUCUCGAUAUGUUCCAUCUUAUGGAAAUGGUGUACCAGAUUCUCCUGCAGGUGGUGGCACCAGCUCAACAUCACUGUCCUCAGCUACUUUGGAUAAUUGCCCUCUGAAGCCUUAUUUUCCACAGAAGACAUAUCUACGAUUCGACCAAGCUAAUCUCAGUGUUAUUUUAGAAAAAUUGCUAGAAUUCAACCGCUCAACAGGUGAUGGUAUUCACAAGGUACAGGAUAGUUAUCUGGAGGGUGUAAUAAAGCUAGCAGGAGCUGAUGCCACUGCAAACCCUCUCUAUAUGCAGGUGCUGAAGCAGCUUCUGCAGUGGCCACAGGAUAUUGUAUUCCCAGUGCUGGACAUUGUAAGAUUGGCAGUUCGUAAUGCAGAAAUCAACUCUGACCUUUGCUCUGGCAUCAUGGGUGAUCAACUGAUUGGCCAUUUGCAGCGUUUUCUCGUAUCUCAUUCGCUGACAGCCAACCAGAUGCUGUCACUACGCAUCCUGUGUAAUAUGCUGUCACAUCCUGAGGGGGAGGCCCUAGCCAUCAGGCACAAGGACUAUUUGCUUUCAGUUGUAUUUGACAUCACUCCACCCUUCAAUAAGCAGAUGCAGAUUGCAAUUUCAACGCUUCUCUUAAAUCUUGCUGUAGCUUUCAACCGAACUCGGGAUUCGUUGAGUCGUGCCCGAGCUGUGGUGGCCUCAUCUGUGAUAUUACCACGUUUGUCUGAUUCAGAAGCACUGUUUCGAGGUUUAGUUGCUUUAGGUACUCUGAUUUGGGAUGCUGAUACCUUACAAGAUAAAACAGAAUUGAUUGAGUCUGUGAAUAGUUCAAAGGAAAUUGUGACUUUGCUUGAUAAGUUAAGUGCGGGUUCAUCUAUGGACAAAGUGACCCAAUGUGCUGCCCAGGUAUCUGCAUUAAUGCAGGUAUAGUUCUUGGUCAUGGUGAAACAGUUUAAUUUCACAUUAAGUCAUUGCCCUGCUUUUUUAGACUUAUCUGUUGCUUACUGAAGUAUGUUAUCCGGACUUGUGAUAUUAAAGAUGGAGUUUUACUUCUAAAGUACAGAGCUCUUAGUGUUCAGCUGCCAAAGGAAAUACAUCAAACCAUAACAGUUAUUCUUAGCUUUAUACAUGAAAUAGCAAAAAUGUAAAACACAGUUCUGAGGAUAACAGAUACUGGAGAAGCAACAUUUUCUUUGUUUCAAAUAUACUGGUCAUUCUGUUUCUCAAAUAUGUGACUGCAUGAUAUAGAAAUGAUUCUGUGAGGAAUGUUAGUUGCAUUUGCUCAAGUGUAAGGUACACUUCAACAUAACAUACCCGUUUUUCAAACGAUAAAAUGAAAGGAAGAAAGAAAUGCAAUAGCUUCAAGAAAUAAAUGGCAUAGUUGAAAGACUGCCUUCAGAUUGAAUGAAAUAUGGAUUAACCAUUGGGUUAUUUUGGAGUACUGAUUGUUGUAAAGCAUGAAUGUGUUUAUUCUGAUUACAUAAAUAAAUUUAUUUAUUACAGUAA
This is a messenger RNA of Cryptotermes secundus, 3358 nucleotides long. It is a transcript of the gene Plap, whose product is annotated as phospholipase A-2-activating protein. The record is from RefSeq and is a predicted model, not a curated record. Gene Ontology annotation, cellular component: cytoplasm; nucleus. Gene Ontology annotation, molecular function: ubiquitin binding. Gene Ontology annotation, biological process: ubiquitin recycling; proteasome-mediated ubiquitin-dependent protein catabolic process. The transcript is spliced from 13 exons. Lineage: Eukaryota; Metazoa; Arthropoda; Insecta; Blattodea; Kalotermitidae. The coding region runs from base 359 to 2782 and encodes 807 amino acids.